AUGGCGAUUGACAUAUGCAUCCCAUUGACGACGCUUGGGUUCGAGGCGAAUGUACCGGCGCAGCGUCGCACAGGUAGAAGUGAGGGCAGAAUAGCGAUAUUAUGCGGAUGUGGCCGUCUUGAUGGUACUGAAAUUUCGGAAGCUAUUUCAACAGCCAUACAUUUGCGGCACAAGAAUUUGAAGCCGCUAUUUUACGCUCCGGACAUCGAGAUUUCCAGCAUAGUCAAUCAUUUUACUAAAGAGAUGGAUACCAAGAAUCCUAGAAAUGCUCUCGUUGAAGGCGCCAGAUUAGCAAGAGGCUGCAUAAAACCUCUAUGCGAAUGCGAAGUUUGUACGCAUGGCGCCCUUAUUAUACCUGGAGGAUUUGGUGCUGCGCGUACUUUGAGUAAUUUUGCCGAAAAAGGUACCGAUUGCACCGUUCUACCCGACUUAGAGAAACUUAUCGAGGACUUUUACUGUGAGAAGAAACCAAUCGGUACUAUGUGCAUAGCUAGUGCGAUUGUCGCUAAAGUGUUGAAGGGUGUGAAAGUUACUCUUGGCAGGGAAUCACCCAAGAAAGACUGGCCGUAUGGUGAUGCUAUCAAGAGGGUCAAAGCGAUGGGCGCGAAGGUAGAAAUGAAAGAUGUUAGAGGAGUAACAUUAGACAAGAAUUACGGCGUUCUCAGUACACCAGCGUGGUUGUACGAACCUGCUACUUAUUCAGAAAUUUACGACGGUAUUGGUAAACUUGUGACAAUGUUAAAGAAAUGCAUCAAUAAGUAA
Vollenhovia emeryi is the source of this 762-nucleotide messenger RNA. RefSeq names its product ES1 protein homolog, mitochondrial-like. Lineage: Eukaryota; Metazoa; Arthropoda; Insecta; Hymenoptera; Formicidae. The record is from RefSeq and is a predicted model, not a curated record. The transcript is spliced from 4 exons. The coding region runs from base 1 to 762 and encodes 253 amino acids.